Molecule: messenger RNA, 1302 nt
Organism: Lobosporangium transversale
Lineage: Eukaryota; Fungi; Mortierellomycota; Mortierellomycetes; Mortierellales; Mortierellaceae
Product: major facilitator superfamily domain-containing protein
Exons: 1
Coding region: 1-1302 (433 amino acids)
Biological process (GO): transmembrane transport
Molecular function (GO): transmembrane transporter activity
Source: RefSeq, a predicted model, not a curated record
AUGGUCACUUAUGGCAUCAUCAUCCCUAUUAUGCCUUCUAUUAUCAAGGAAAUGAAUGGUGACUCGACUAUGACCGGUGUCCUUGUUGCCGUUUAUGCUGCUGGUAUCAUGUCCGCUUCACCUCUCUUUGGUACUCUCUCCGAUAAGAUGGCCUCGCGUCGUCUACCUAUGAUAAUUGGCCUUUCUGGUAUGCUGAUUGCAACUAUUAUUUUCAUGUUGGCCAGAACUUACUGGCUCUUGAUCAUCGCUCGUUUCUGUCAAGGCGUUUCUGGAGGCGCUGUCUGGACCUUGGGGCUGGCUUUGAUGACGGACUCGUUCCCGGCCAACCAGAUGGGCGUUCAAAUGGGCAAAUCACUUAUUGGACAUACAAUGGGCCUCCUAGGUGGGCCCCCAAUUGGUGGAGUUCUUCACGAUGCAUUCGGAGCCAAGGCACCAUUUUACUUCUGCAUCGCCUUUGCAGCCCUGGACAUCUUUUGCCUCUCCAUACUGAUCGAAAUGCGCGCAGAUGAAGUACUCUUAAUCCGCCAAUUUGAACCCGAGCUCCGGGAACGUGCCAUAGCUAGAGGCGAGGAGAUCGAGGAACCCAAACAGACCUCUAUUUGGAGGCUGAUAAUCACUCCUCGUUUGCUUGCCGCUGUAUGUGUCACCACGCUCGAAGCCUUUGAUCUAGCUUCUCUCGAACCCACACUCCCUUACUACCUUAAUGCUCGUUUUGGCAUGACUGAAGGUCAGAUUGGUCUUGUCUUUAUUGCUUUUACUAUGCCGACCAUUGUUUCUCCCUUGGCUGGAUGGAUAUCGGACCGCUAUGGUGCUCGCUAUCUCUGCGCUGGCGCCGUGGCUUGUUGUGCCAGCUUUAUGCUUAUCCUCAGUAUCGAAAGUAAGCCGCUGUGGGGUAUUAUCCUAAAUCUGAUCUGUAUUGGUCUUUCAACCUCCAGUUUCAUUGCCCCAGUUUUGGGCGAGAUUUCAGCCGUGGUACGACGAACGGGAGACAAGAAUGCAUAUGCGAGAGCGUUCGCGAUCUUCAAUAUAGCGUUCAGUUUUGGAAUGUUGAUCGGACCGAUCUUGGCAGGGUUUGUUUAUCAAAAGCAUGGCUUCAAAUGGAAUUGCAUCGUCAUUGCCUGUGUUCUGUACUUUUUUGUGCCCAUGCUGUUGCUUUGGAUGGGCGAUCGUAAGGCGAAGAUGGAGGACGUGGCUUUGUAUGAGCGUGAAGAGCAGGAACGCAAGAGGCAGCUUCAUGAAAUCGAAAUCAUCAAAGCAGAGAGAAAGGCUGCUGAAGAACUCAACCAGAAAACAUUAGUUUAA